Molecule: messenger RNA, 1522 nt
Organism: Chenopodium quinoa (quinoa)
Lineage: Eukaryota; Viridiplantae; Streptophyta; Magnoliopsida; Caryophyllales; Amaranthaceae
Product: equilibrative nucleotide transporter 3-like
Exons: 8
Coding region: 244-1482 (412 amino acids)
Biological process (GO): nucleoside transmembrane transport
Cellular component (GO): plasma membrane
Molecular function (GO): nucleoside transmembrane transporter activity
Source: RefSeq, a predicted model, not a curated record
UUUUAAAAAAAAUAAAAUAAAUUGCCGUCUUAAUUUUGUGAUAGGUGAAUAAUUAGGUGGUGAAUUAGCCAUGAGUACUACUGCUGAUGAAAAUGAUGGUACUCCUACCCGAUUGGAGGUAAGACAUUGCUCAAAUUACAUGCAAGGCUCUUUAAACAGCAGCGGAUCUGAAUAAAAAAACAAUAAAUACUUUAAUUUAAGGGGCCGGACCCUUAUGAGCCUCAACAAAGAUAAUGUAACGAUAUGAUCGUAAUAUAUUGUUUGUGUUGUGGUGAUCAGGGAAAAAGGAGCGCUGUGUUAGUAUGUUGGUUACUUGGAAUGGGGUCUCUCCUUUCAUGGAACACCAUGCUCACCGUUGGAGAUUACUAUUAUAAAGUUUUCCCGAACUACCAUCCUUCAAGGGUACUUACACUAGUAUAUCAACCAUUUGCUGUUGGAACAAUGGCAAUAUUUGCGUAUAAUGAACAGCGGGUCAAUACUAGAACGAGAAACAUAGCUGGAUACAUUCUAUUUUUCAUUAGUACUUUGGGAUGUUUAUUGUUAGAUCUAGGAACAUCUGGAAAAGGCGGAGUUGGACCUUAUAUCGGUUUAUGCAUACUAGUUGGUGCUUUCGGCGUUGCAGAUGCUUUUGUCCAAGGUGGUAUGUGUGGAGACUUGGCUUUUAUGGUGCCUGAACUUUUACAAUCUUUCUUUGCUGGUUUGGCUGCAUCCGGUGCUCUGACCUCUGUUCUGAGGUUAGUGACAAAGGCAGCAUUCGACAAAUCUCAUGAUGGACUACGCAAGGGUGCUUUACUAUUUUUGGCAAUCUCCACAGGAAUAGAAUUUUUAUGCAUUUUCUUGUAUGCAUACUACUUCCCUAAGUUGCCAAUUGUCAAGUAUUUCCGGUCCAAGGCAGCUUCGGAAGGAUCUAAAACUGUUACAUCUGACCUUGCUGCUGCUGGUAUCAAUCAAGUUGAGGAUGGUGCGAAAGUAGUGGAUCGUUUUACACUGAAACAAUUGCUACGUCAAAAUUGGGAUUACUUUUUGGGUUUAUACCUUAUCUAUGUGCUGACACUGUCAAUUUUCCCUGGUUUUUUGUAUGAAGAUACAGGAAAUCACACAUUAGGCGCAUGGUAUUCCAUUGUGUUGAUUGCCAUGUACAAUGUUUUGGACCUAGUUGGAAGAUACACACCCUUGAUAAAGUGCUUAAACUUGGAGUCUCGAAAGGGCCUAAUGAUAGCGAUUCUAGCUCGUUUCCUCUUUGUCCCUGCAUUUUACUUCACUGCAAAAUAUGCAAAUGAAGGAUGGAUGAUCAUGCUCACAUCUUUAUUGGGAUUUACCAAUGGCCAUCUCACGGUUUGUGUGAUGACUGCGGCGCCUAAAGGUUACAAGGGACCGGAACAAAACGCAUUGGGAAAUUUGUUGGUCCUAUUUCUUCUAGGUGGUAUAUUUUCCGGUGUUUGCCUCGAUUGGUUGUGGCUCAUAGGCAACGGAAGCUUUUAAUGGAGAACAGAACAAAUAGCGGAAAACAUAUAUAGAAAGC